UUACUGUCCCUUUAGUUACUACAACAAAAUGUACAUAUUCACACUGUUACUAAUUUUUAUCUUCGGGGCAGAUACAAAAAUUGAAAUACUGUCCGAAAGUGAAAUUCAAUCAACGAUUUCCCUUAGUCGUUGUUUGUUAGAAGCCAGUAAGAUAUAUUUUUCACAUCUAACAUUUAUUUUACCACGAGAGGAAACGCAACAAAUUUUGAACCCGAUGCCGCUGAAUAACUUACUUUUGUCAUCACUUGGAAUUGACCAGAAUGUCACUUAUUUUGUACGUAAUCUAGAUGAGGAAAGUGCCACAGAAUUAACGAAUAUGGAAACCCAAAACUGCAUAAUACAAAUCAGAGACAUGGACGGAUUUGAGGAUAUUAUAAUCAAGCUGACAAGAGCAACUCACUGGAAGUCAAACUCCAAACUUUUGGUCAUUUCGAAAAUCGGAGUCCAAGACCCUCAGACACUAGCAGAAAAAAUUCUGAAAAUUUUGCAGGAAAAGGAGAUCAUGAACUGCGUUAUUCUGCUGCCUGAUCUUGCCAUCCCAACGAAUUAUACUGUCUAUGGUCCAUUUUCAUCGAACGAAGCACGUUGUGGAGGCGUAUAUAAACCACUUGUUAUAGACUCCUGUUCGUAUGGCACCUUCACAGGUAAUCAGUUUUGGUUCUUGGAAAGGGGAGAGGAACGUAUGAAGGGAUGUGAGAUAAAAGUGAAUUAUUUGAACUGGGCUCCUUAUGCUAUGAACGUGGAAGACAGUUAUCAACGUUCGUCUUAUUGGAUCAACCAGGGCCUCGAAGUUAACCUGCUCAAUAUGCUAGGGACAUUACUCGAUUUCAAAAUCGUUUACAGCCGUUCCACUACUUGGGGUAAUGUACUGGAGAACGGUAGCACCACGGGGGAUUUCACUCUUUUAAAAAAUAAAACAGCGGAUAUUCUGAUUGGAGCCUACUCAAUAACUUACAGUAGAAGUCUUUAUCUAGAAACAAGUGUCUCCUAUAUCCUCGAAGGACUUCAGUGGUGUGUGCCACAUGCACCUAUCUGGGAUGGUAUAAAAUUAGGUCAACCGGUGGUUUGGCUUCUGAUUGUCCUUAUUUACAUCACGCUCGUUAUUCCAUUAUGGUUGGUCAGCAGAAGAAACUCUGCUGAAUUAGCUUCUUACAAGAACUUAGCAUCCACUUUAAUAGUUACUUUCGGGGUGAUACUGGGAAUUUCUCCAAAGGAUCUCCCAAAAACCAGAAAGUCCAAGUACUUCAUGACACUGUUGAUUUUUUUGGGUUACUAUGCUAGCACUCUCUAUACUAGCGUAUUAACAAGUGAGGUUAUGCGUCCAGGUUUCGAGGAAAAAUACUCGUCCAUGAAGGAUAUCUACAAUCACAAUUUGAGCACUUACUUCGCAAUUAACACUCUGAGAUACUUUGAGGGAAACAUGAUAAAUGGAGUUCCCAAGAGUGUUAUCGAAAGCAAGGCAAUAUACUGUCACAAUAUUACCAUGUGUUUGGAUAGCGUUGCAUCUGGAGUGUCUGCCUAUUUAUGUCCCACACACCCAUCUACUUUUAUACAGAAGCGAGUAAUUCGAGGUAAAAGGAUGCACUGCUUCGCGUAUAGCAGCGUUGGCGUUCCCAUUGCGAUGAUGAUGCGGAAAGGGUUUCCCUUCAAGGACUCUUUCAAUACUCUUAUACACCGUAUUCUAAGCGCCGGAUUUCUGGUAAAAUGGGAGAGGGACAUACUACAGUCUUUCGAUGAAGGCGGGGAUAGAACAAAUGGUGUGAAGAUGGAAAACUUGAGAGAAAUUUUCAACAUGAUGGUUUUGGGUCAUUUGGUGUCAUGCGGUGUGUUCAUCAUUGAAAUUCAUUUUUGUGUGAACAAAAGAAAUAAAAUAAAUAUAAAGUAAUAUGAGU
Molecule: messenger RNA, 1892 nt
Organism: Leptinotarsa decemlineata (Colorado potato beetle)
Lineage: Eukaryota; Metazoa; Arthropoda; Insecta; Coleoptera; Chrysomelidae
Product: Ionotropic receptor 7a
Source: RefSeq, a predicted model, not a curated record